GAUUAAAAUUUGUUUAGAGUGUAAUAUUUAUUUUGUGCGCUACUACUAUUAGUAUAAUUAGCUGUUUUAGACAUUAAACAGUUUAAAAAUAUUACUAUAAGUUAUUGAACGAGCUUAUCAAAUUUAAUUACACAUUUUUAAUACAUCACGGGUUAUUUUAAGAAUUUUACUACUGAUUAUUAAAAAAUAUGAAUUUUUUUUAAUAAAACUAGUUGCUAGGUAAAAAAAUUUUAAAAUGAAUUUUUUCAUAAAUGCCUUAUCAAAUUUGAGUUCAUGGAUGCCCACCAGUGUAAUUGGACUGACUACUGCUAUUGGUGCUGCAAAUUAUUAUUAUUAUUUGGUUGUGAAAAAGCCAAAAGUUUAUUGCAAAGAAGGAAGAUUCAAAACAUUUAUUUAUCAAAAUAUGCCUGUCAUCAAUAAAAAAUAUUGGCCUACUUUUUGGUGUUAUGAAGCAAGAUUACAGAGUAUAGUUUCAGGGUAUAUAAGAUCAUUAACUGUGCCUAAAAUUCCAUUUAAAAGGGAACUUUUAAAUCUUCAUGAUGGUGGUCAAGUAGCAAUAGAUUGGUUGGAACCUGCAAAAAAUGCUAAUAAUAAUCAUUUUACAAUUUUGUUUUUACCUGGAUUAACUGGUGAUAGUGAUUGUGAAUAUGUCAAAGCUGUGUCUUUAUCAAUCCACAAAGCUGGUUUUCGGUUAGUGGUUUUCAAUUAUAGAGGAAUAGGAGGAAUUCAACUAAAGACACCUAGAAGUUACAGUGCAAACAAUAUUGAAGAUUUGUUAGAAGUUAUCAUUCAUAUAAAACAUAAAUAUCCGAAUACAGUUUUAGGAGGCUUAGGCAUAUCUAUGGGGGGAUUGAUAUUGGGAAAUUUUUUGCAAUCAAAAGAGCAACAUACUUAUAAACAUUUCAUGGCAGCAAUGAUUGUUUCAGUGCCAUGGAAUUUAAAUUCAACUGUAAAAAAUAUUGAAAAACCUAUCAUUAAUUAUUUAAUAACCAACUAUUUAGCUAAUUGCCUUAAAAAACAAAUAAGGGACAAUCGUGGGAUACUAGAUUCUUCAAACUACAAGUGGAAUUAUGAUGAAAUUAUGAAAAGCAAAACUAUAAGAGAAUUUGAUAGAAAUUUCACUAUAAAAAUGUUUGGCUACAAUACAGUAGAAGAAUAUUAUGAUGCCGCGUCAUUACAUGAUAAAAUUGAUCGCUUUCAAACUCCAUGCUUAUUCCUUAGUGCUGAAGAUGACCCAUUUGCUCUAAAACAAGAUAUUCCAACAUCCUUAGCCUCUUCACUUGAAAAUGUUGCAAUUUUGGUAACUGCAAGAGGUGGGCACAUUGGGUUUCUGGAAGGUUCUUGGCCAUUCUCAAAUAAAAGUGAAUUCAUGAUGCAUACAAUCAAUCAGUACUUUAAUGCCAUUUUUAAUGAUAAUAAUUACAAUAAAUUUAUUUGAUUUCUUUACUUAUAUGAUUAUCUAUUUAAAAUAUGUAAGGAUAAUUGGAUAAAUAUACAUGUAUAAUUAGUAAUGAUUCAAAUAAAAAACUAGAUUU
Molecule: messenger RNA, 1535 nt
Organism: Daktulosphaira vitifoliae (grape phylloxera)
Lineage: Eukaryota; Metazoa; Arthropoda; Insecta; Hemiptera; Phylloxeridae
Gene: Hydr1
Product: phospholipase ABHD3
Exons: 8
Coding region: 236-1438 (400 amino acids)
Biological process (GO): medium-chain fatty acid catabolic process; medium-chain fatty acid biosynthetic process
Molecular function (GO): monoacylglycerol lipase activity; acetylesterase activity
Source: RefSeq, a predicted model, not a curated record